Molecule: messenger RNA, 1065 nt
Organism: Didymosphaeria variabile
Lineage: Eukaryota; Fungi; Ascomycota; Dothideomycetes; Pleosporales; Didymosphaeriaceae
Exons: 1
Coding region: 1-1065 (354 amino acids)
Biological process (GO): lipid catabolic process
Molecular function (GO): triacylglycerol lipase activity
Source: RefSeq, a predicted model, not a curated record
AUGAGGUCUCAGCUCUUCCUCAGCACGCUUCUCUUUUCAACCGUCACAGGUUCACAGGUUGCCAACCUCAAUAUACCGGCCGAUGUUGCUGCAGAGUAUGGUUGUAAUGCGACCUGCUACAGAACCUUCAGUGCGAUUCUGUACAUCGAUGCCAUGGAGUACGGUGCUCUCUACGACGAGGAAUUCUAUGCAACAGCAAAUAACUUCUCUGCUUCGGCACCCGGAGACAUCCUGAAGUUCCAGCCUAUCGUUCCUGACGAGUUGUCAGGCAGCGUACCCAAAGGCACGACCGCCUAUCGAUUCCAGUACACUUCAGUCGACCUGUUUGGCAACACGGUCCCGGUUACAGGCUUCAUUGCUUUCCCAUACGCCAAUAGAACAAACGGUCAACUUUUUCGGACAGUCGCGUGGGCGCAUGGCACCUCAGGCGUCUUCAGAGGCUGCGCACCCUCUGUCAUCCCCAGCCUGUACGAGUAUGGCAGCUGGUCGUAUCUCAUUGAGAGGGGCUAUGCGGUUGUCGCGACUGACUAUGCUGGGUUGGGCAACGAUCAAGCUGGUCAUCCCUAUGUUGCAUUAUCCGCUCAUGCCAACGAUGUGUUUUACUCAGUGGUUGCUGUUCGAAAACUAUUCGGUGCCUCCUUGUCCACCGAAUGGAUGAGUGUCGGUCACUCCCAGGGUGGAGGCACAGUUUGGUCGCUUGCUGAGAGCUCCCUACCACGAAAUAACAACUCGAGUGCGGGCAGGUAUCUCGGGACAGUCGCUCAGGCGCCUGGUGUAUUCAUGGGUAGCACGGCUCUCGUGGCAUUAGAAUCGACGCAAAAGUCGACUUCCGACAUAGCCUCAUCACGUAGUGUGCUCGGCGAAGUUGGUUUCGCAGUGAUCGGCUUCCAAAACAUCUACCCAAACGAGACGUUCAGUUGGAUGGAUCAUACCUUCAGAGAACGUCUGAAGCUCGCCAAGAAGGCGCAGGCUUGCUACACUUCAAUGGAAUCUCUUACAACUGACCUCGACAUCAACCAGGUUUUUAAUCUCUCAGCCAAUACCACGAACGAGCAGGCCCGAUGA